Molecule: messenger RNA, 1758 nt
Organism: Venturia canescens
Lineage: Eukaryota; Metazoa; Arthropoda; Insecta; Hymenoptera; Ichneumonidae
Gene: ATPsynC
Product: ATP synthase, subunit C
Exons: 5
Coding region: 16-639 (207 amino acids)
Biological process (GO): proton transmembrane transport; proton motive force-driven ATP synthesis
Molecular function (GO): proton transmembrane transporter activity
Source: RefSeq, a predicted model, not a curated record
UUAUUUCGAUUGUGGAUGAUUCUUCAGUUGCGCAGACGUUUCUCGCGUCUCGAGCUGCGCAUCCUCCGUUCGACGGGUCAAUCACCAUUUCAACAUUCCAAAGGCCGGAUCUCGCCUUGCCUCUCGUCGUCGACACUGUUCUUUGGUAAGUCCGAGCGCCUGCUGUGCUGGCAAGUAAUUUUCGAGUCGUCAAGACCAACAAAAAACCAACCAACCGUCAAUAUGUUUGCCUGCACCCGAUUCAUCGCGCCGGUCGCUAGAAGCACCCUGGUCGCUGGUACAAAAAGCUACCUGCGCCCGUUGAGCAGUGCAGUUAUCAACCAGAGCCAGUCUUUCCAGGAAAACCAGAGGCAGACCAGCUUCGUCAGUUCGCCGAUCGUGCGCAACUUCCAGACCUCCACGAUCACUCGUGAUAUUGACUCCGCCGCAAAGUUCAUUGGUGCCGGAGCAGCCACCGUAGGAGUCGCAGGCUCUGGUGCCGGAAUUGGAUCGGUAUUCGGUUCCCUGAUCAUCGGUUAUGCUAGGAAUCCAUCCCUGAAGCAGCAGCUUUUCUCAUACGCCAUUCUGGGAUUCGCCUUGUCCGAGGCUAUGGGUCUUUUCUGUCUUAUGAUGGCUUUCCUGUUGUUGUUCGCCUUCUAAGCAGCUCAUCGGUUGGCGUGAAGAGAUUUUGAAACACACAGCCUCCAUAACGAAUUACCGAUAGUUAUAGUGCGUCACUGCCAAGGCAGCGCUGCUCGUUCCAUCAAUUCUUGGCUUUCAAUAGUAAAGAGAGAACGACCUUCGGCUGUCUGGUUCGCGGGAGCCCAUGAAAUAAUUAAGGACGCCUUUGAUUCAAACGAUACUCUCUCUCUGUUAUAUAUAUUAUUGGAAAGAAAAAAGAAAGACAAAAAAAUCGCUAAAAGAAAACAACAACAAAUCAAUUCAUAAAACCAAAAUCUACCAUUGUCAACAACAACAAAACACCAUCGUUUAAAACAUCUCAUCGCUGCAACAACGCGCGAAUGGCUCUGGUCGGGACGCUGCCGGUGCGACGAUUGACUGUUAAACAAAUAACUGCAGAUACGAGAAAAAAAAUAAUAACAUGAAAAAAAAUUAUAAAAAAAACUCAACAAAGGGAUUGUACGUUUUCAAAGAAACCAAAUCUAUGUCAAUACACCGGAACCCUUCAAACUUCCACCCUUUGAAUCAUGAUCCCGUAAGCGUUCACCGCUUCCUUAUCAUUUCAUGGCCUACCGCUUCAUACGUAGCGUAACUCACCUUGUUGUUACUGAAAUUAUCAUCAACUCUCUUACAAGGAAGUCUAAAAGAACUGAAAAGAAAAUCAUGAACGGAAUAAACAUUUGGAAAUAGGCAAGAAUACCGUUACAAUAUAAAAAAAAAAAACACGUUAGUUUGUCAUUGUUAAUGGCAACGAGUAGUAGUAAUAUUCAAAACCACGUAUGCUCUGAACUACAUCGCGAAAAAAUAAGAAAUUUGCAAAAAAAUAACACGAACGUAACGUUAUCAAGAUUGACACUGUCUUCUCAUCGUUGUCGGCACUUCUUAAGCACUCUCAACAUCUUCUUUCUCCCUCUUUGGAACCACUUUUUCGUUGCAUUUUCGUUUACCCCUGCUCCCCCUUAAGUUUUUUCUUAUUUUCAACCGAGACGAUUAAUCAUUGUUGUGCCGUCGCGAAAUGCACGUUGUUGAGGUAUAUAACUCUCUUGGCGAGGAUAUUGUACAGUGAUAUCGAAUAAAGAUCCAUGUCGUGAGACUGUU